CCACGCAGGCGGUCAGGCAGGCCGGCGGGCACUCUCUCCGUUCUUCGGUGCGUUUGUCCGUCCAGCCCCCAACAUGCCUCAGGCCGACAGCUUGUCCUCUCCUGGAGCCAUCCCCGACGAUGUGCGGAGUCUGUUGGCAGAUCUGGAAGCCUUCGUGGUAGACACGCUGAAGGGGGAAAAUUUAUCCAAGAAAGCAAAGGAAAAGCGCGAAUCCCUUAUUAAGAAGAUAAAAGACGUAAAGUCGGCCUAUCCUCAAGAAUUCCAAGACAAAGUCGAUAUAGAAGAUGGAGAAGAAUAUGAUGAUCCUUUUCCGGGGCCUCCAGAUACGCUCUCCCAAACAUCCGAUCGCUAUGAAAAAGACGACGAGGCGCCGUCUGACGGAAAUCAGUUCCCUCCAGUGGCGGCCCAGGAUCUUCCUUUUGUCUUGAAGGCUGGCUACCUUGAAAAACGGAGAAAAGAUCAUAGCUUUCUGGGAUUUGAAUGGCAGAAGCGUUGGUGUGCUCUCAGCAAAACUGUCUUCUAUUAUUACGGAAGUGACAAAGACAAACAACAGAAAGGUGAAUUUGCUAUAGAUGGGUACAACGUCAGAAUGAAUAAUACCCUCAGGAAGGAUGCAAAGAAAGAUUGCUGUUUUGAAAUCUCAGCUCCUGAUAAACGCAUCUACCAGUUCACGGCGACCACUCCCCGAGAUGCCGAGGAAUGGGUGCACCAGCUGAAAUUCGUGUUACAAGACCUGGAAUCCGAUGUCAUUCCUGAGGAGGAGGAUGAAAGAGGAGAGUUGUAUGAUGAUGUUGACUCAGCACCACCCGUCACAAGCCCCCCGGCCAAUGGCCAGGCGAUCGAUGACGAGAUCUACGAGGUUCUUCCAGAAGACGAAGACGAGGCUGCUUUCAAGAAAAGCGAGGAGCCCAAGCGGACGGGCCAGGACGCCGCUCAGACUCCAGCAGAUAAAAGCACGGAUUUUGCUAAUUUUUACCAAGGUCUGUGGGACUGCACAGGGAACGUUCCUGAUGAGCUGUCAUUUAAACGGGGUGACGUGAUCUACAUCCUCAGCAAGGACUACAAUAGAUUUGGCUGGUGGGUAGGAGAAAUGAAGGGAGCCAUUGGCUUGGUGCCUAAAGCCUACAUAAUGGAGAUGUAUGAUAUUUGAGAGUCCUGGCAAAUCUGGACAUUUGGAAGUGGAGAAAGAAGUUGGGGCUCGACUUGUCCGUUUCUGCCCAAGAGACGCUGCGGAUUCCGCGAGCUCAUCCUCGGAGGGAGGCACGACUUACCUCCUUUCUCUGCCUCCCCGAAAACCAUCGCUGCCUUCUUUCUGUUCCCCUCAGGCUGUCACUUCGCUCACUCCUUCUUUUCAGUGGUUUUAUAAUCCUAAAUGAAAUAAAAUGUGUGCAGCUUAAGCAGG
Molecule: messenger RNA, 1402 nt
Organism: Gracilinanus agilis (Agile Gracile Mouse Opossum)
Lineage: Eukaryota; Metazoa; Chordata; Mammalia; Didelphimorphia; Didelphidae
Gene: SKAP2
Product: src kinase associated phosphoprotein 2
Exons: 13
Coding region: 74-1150 (358 amino acids)
Cellular component (GO): plasma membrane; cytoplasm
Molecular function (GO): protein binding
Source: RefSeq, a predicted model, not a curated record